UGGCCCGACCCGUUUGCAGCGCUCCAAGAACUUGGAGGUGCUUCCCACCAAAACUUCGGCGGCGGCGUCGAAAGCCCGCGGCCAUUUCCCAUCACCACCGGUUGAAAAAGGAUUACAAACAGUUCCCGGCUUUGGUUCAACGAAGGACGAGCCUGGAGAAGAACUAGAGCCUCUUUUCGAUUACAGCCGCGUCCAGCCAGCGGAUUUCCCCUACUUCGACGAUGACGACUUGGAUUCCGUUCCAAUUUUUCCUGGGAUGAAGCGGAAGAAGACAGCUGAUCGCACAGAUGGAAAGGUGAAGGAGAGCCGAAAGGAUGUGGUUGUUUUAGAUGAUGAUGAUGAGAAGGGUGGAAAGGAGAGAGAAGAAGAGGAUUGGUUGCCUCCUUCGCCGCAGAGGAUCCCCAGUUCAGGAUUGGCAUUGCAGGAGGAUAAGACUCUUCGGGAGCUGAGAUUACAGAAGCAGGAGUUGGCAUCAUUAGCUCAAUCAGCUCAGGAUGUGUUGAGAGCAGUAAUGGAGUCUGCCAAAACAGAACUUAGUAGUUCUGGAAAACCUUUUCCAGAAGUCAAAGCGAGUCAACCAUCAAAACCACAAGUUGAAAGGAAAAAAAUUAUUAUAUCUAUUCAGGGCAAGGAUGGACAAAAGCAGUUCCGCGUGUAUUCGGAUGACAAGUUUGAGAGGCUCUUUAAGAUGUAUGCUGAGAAGGCUCAGCUCAAGCUAGAAAACUUGGUCUUUUGUUUUGAUGGGGAUAAAGUCAGUCCCGCAGAAACACCAGAAGGCCUUGGCUUGGAGAACGAUGACAUGCUUGAAGUUUAUGUGAAGUCACAUUAGAGUUUUAAAAUUUGCCUGUAACAAGUUGCUUCCCUAUUUUGCAAUGUAGAUGUCAUGCUAACUUGGAAAAUUUUUGGGGUCACAGUCCCCCAAAUUUAGUGUUGAAUUUUGGGGUUUUUGUCCUCUUUCUUUUCUUUUUGGGUAUAAUAUCUUUUGUAUAUCAAUGACAAUGAUAGGAAAAAAAUUGGAACAGUGUUUAUUGAAAUGGCAGUUAAUAUUUUCGUUUUGUGAAGCAAAAAAGAA
Messenger RNA from Phoenix dactylifera (date palm), 1072 nucleotides. RefSeq lists its product as uncharacterized. Lineage: Eukaryota; Viridiplantae; Streptophyta; Magnoliopsida; Arecales; Arecaceae. The record is from RefSeq and is a predicted model, not a curated record.